AUGAGCUCUCCGGCCUCUUCACCGUCUGCGCUCGCCGCUGGCAGCAAGCGCAAGCGUGCCGGCGCCGAGCAGCCGCCGUCGCCGUCGCGGGAGGACAGCCUCGAUGAGCCUUCUCGGAUCGAAGACGAGACCGAGCCGGCUGCUGCCCAAGAUCACGACGAGCCCAAAGACGACGAACCCGCGGCGACAUCCCACAACCGUCGCAGCCAUCGACAUGGCGGCCACCACCACCACAGUCACAGCCACCAGACGACCGCCCAGCCGCUGCCGCCUAACAAGCGCCAGCGGUCCAACAACGGCACGGACGGCCGUCGGGCCCGCAACGAGACCGAUCCGAGCGACGACGACGACCAGGCCGAGGACGGCGACAAGACGUCGAUGCUGCCGCCGCCCAUUGGCAAGCUGACCGACCCGGUCGGCUACAAGACCAAUUUGCCCCCGGUCGGCCGUCCGGUGCGGGUAUAUGCCGACGGCGUCUUUGACCUGUUCCAUCUAGGACACAUGCGCCAGCUCGAACAGGCCAAGAAGGCGUUCCCCGAAGUGUAUCUCAUGGUCGGCGUGACGGGCGACGAAGAAACACACAAGCGCAAGGGUCUGACGGUGCUGUCGGGCAAGGAACGAGCAGAGACGCUGCGCCACUGCAAGUGGGUGGACGAGGUAGUGGAGAACUGCCCGUGGAUCGUGACGCCCGACUUCCUCGAGGCCCGGCAGAUCGACUAUGUGGCCCACGACGACAUCCCGUACGGCGCUGCCGAGGGCGACGACAUCUACCAACCCAUCAAGGCGGCCGGCAAGUUCCUUGUCACGCAGCGCACUGAGGGCGUCAGCACGACGGGCAUCAUCACCAAGAUUGUCCGCGACUACGAAAAGUACAUUGCGCGGCAGCUGAAGCGCGGCACAUCGCGACAGGAACUUAACGUCAGCUGGCUCAAGAAGAAUGAGCUGGAGCUGAAGCGCCACGUCCAGGACCUGCGCGACAAUAUUCGGGUCAACUGGACGACGACGGGCCAAGAGCUCAGCCGCGAGCUGCGCCAGUUGUGGCCGUCGAGUCGGCCGCAGAGCCCGGCGCCACGGCCGUCCCUACGGCUGGCAUCGCCUUCGACGUCGACGCUGGCAGCAGGCAGCUCGAUGGACCGGUCGCCGUCCAGCCCGACGCCGACCAUGGCCACUGCAGGCGGCGUGGCCACGCCCAAGUCGCCGGGUGCUGGUGGCACCAACGACUUUGUGGCAGGUUAUGCCUUGGGCCUGAUUGGCGGUGUUCGCUCGUGGAUGACCAAGAGCCGUAGACAGGGCGGCCCCAACUCGCAGUCCCGACAGGACAAGCGCGAGAGCCACGAGGACCACGAGAGCCAUCCGGACGGCGGCAGCCACAACAGCCACAACCGCCAUCACGGCCACGGCCGGAACGCCAAGGGUGGCAACAGCCGCGUGUCGUCGUCGUCGGACCUGCGGCGAGCCGUGCGGGCAGUCUACUAG
This is a messenger RNA of Grosmannia clavigera kw1407, 1476 nucleotides long. Its product is annotated as cholinephosphate cytidylyltransferase. NCBI's taxonomy places the organism in Eukaryota, Fungi, Ascomycota, Sordariomycetes, Ophiostomatales, Ophiostomataceae. Gene Ontology annotation, cellular component: nuclear envelope. Gene Ontology annotation, molecular function: phosphatidylcholine binding; choline-phosphate cytidylyltransferase activity. The record is from RefSeq and is a predicted model, not a curated record. Gene Ontology annotation, biological process: CDP-choline pathway. The coding region runs from base 1 to 1476 and encodes 491 amino acids. The transcript is spliced from 5 exons.